AUGCCUCCACAAGCCCCUAUUACUAUCGAGGGUUGCUCCCUUGCUGACUUCAAUGAUGUUUUUUUUGGGAUUAUUGAACAAGAUAACGUUCCGCCAGAGGAGUACUACAGGGCCUGCAAUUUGGCCCUGACUGGAAAGGAUACGCAUCGCAAUGUGCAGUAUUCGAUGGAACCCACUCGUAACAGGUUCGUUGCACCCAGAGUCGUUAGGGUCGUUAGGGACUACGACAGUAUCAUCUCCUUCACGGACUGGCUCCCAGUCACAUCUGAUCUCUUUCUGUAUCCCGUCACCAACCCUGAUGAUACCCUGCGGUCAUCUCUGCAUUUGAAGGUGCCCAUGAAAACUUCCAGUCAUGAUGUACGUACCACAUUUGUUAUUUGUGACAUCACCCUCAUCCGGCUCCCUGGGGGACCUCACCAGCCUCCUACACAUUUGUCACCUCAUCGAGUCCCAAACAUAUGCUUGGCUUCAGUCGGCAUCCGCACCAAAGUACGAGCUUUCUUUCCUCGUCUGUACGAUCCAGAGAGGCAAGAUGUCGAGCUCACCCGAGAGCAGAAGAAGGGGAUCUAUGAGAAGGGAGUACGACCCGUCAUUGAAGAGCUCAAUUAUGAGACUUCUACAAAUUGGUCUACAGACUAUGAGGGCGCUCUCACCCGUGCCACCAAGAGAAACAACAGGUAUCAGUACGGUACCCGUCCCUUCCCUGCCAAUAUGGUCUCUCGGUUUGGAUAUAAUCUCCGCCUCGCUUUGAUUGAUGCGUUCCCGUGGGCACGGGACAUGUUAUUUAUGAUCCAAGUUCAGGGUGUCAAAGAGGCUAACCAGCACAAGCCAGAUGAUGAACAUGUUGCAACAACGGCUUUGAGGCGUGCAAUGCAUGAUCUCAACUACCUUGGACUUCUGGACGAACCGCAUUGCUAUAUUGAUGUGGGCCUGGAGCUAUCUGAGCCAAACUACGCAUAUCAAUGGCGAACAGAUGCUCACGGAAAGAUUAUCUUAGCAUACACUACUUCCUACAAUGCCAGAACAGCAGCUACUGUCACAAGGUCUCGCAAUUACCAGAAAGAUUGUGCCUCUGGCUUAAUGCACGUUGCUGGAUUUCGUGUUACAUUGGCCGCAAGAGAUCCAAACGAACCUGUCUACAUGCAGGCUUAUACCACAGACAAAGCGCUCGUCCACCAGCUUGAUGGCGGACGACAUGGCUUGGCCCUCACUGGAAAAGCUGCCUUGAGCCAGAUCACUCCACCGCACAUGAACAAUAUGUACCGACUUUUCAACCAUGCCGCACAGCACCACGACUGCGCUGCUAGACUCGAGAUGCGAUUGCCCAUCAGCGCAGCAGUGCGGAGUGCCCUUUCAGUUCCAGCGGAGUUGAUGUCCCAGUCACUGGAAUGGCGAAUUGUCCGUGCUCUAGGGAUGAUUCGCACCAUGACAUUGCAAAACCAGGGAUCUCCUGACCUUCGCUUCACAUCAAAUAGCCUAUCACUCACAGCUGGACUUCUAUGGCUGUUCAAUGGUCUCUCCUCCCGCCCAGAUGACGGAUCUGCAGCCCGUGAUCUUAUGUGCACUAUUCUUCCCCUGACAGCUGAUUAUGAUCAGGAUGGCUUGCAACUGGUUCCUAGACAAGCUAACCGCGACAAUGGAGAUCAGCUCCCCGUUUGUGCGUAUGGUGCCUUCUUUCUGAGAGAUUUGAUCUGGCCUCCAACUGCUGAUGUUCCACGGAUGCAAUACGGUCAUGUCAUGCACGCUAACUCCUACAAAUACUUUUUCGGCCUCGACUUCCACGCCCUUCGCAACAAGUAUAAUCCUGCUGCUUAUAUUCCUCGUGCAAGGAUUCCUGCAUCUCACGUCGCAACCCAAAAACACAUGUCCAAACGCCACAAGCCUGAGUCCGAUGCACCUGAUGUUGCGGCCAUCUUCCAAGACUUGGAUUUUGCAGUCCCCCCACUCCCGCGAGAUGUGGGAGAGGAUUUACCAUUUGAUGAACGACUGGACCCUCCCCCUACUCUCAAUGAGGCCUUUCCGGUCACCAUCACAAAGCACUGGAAUCAAUUUUGCAGUGACGUUCUCCAAAAAUGCGGUAACAUGAAGGCCCGGCCGCUCCACCCUUCCCAUUGCAGACUCACCAUGAAUGAACGUUGCAAGGUCACAGAUGACGUGUACAAGGAAACAAACCUAGCUGUCAUCUUUUACCGCGUCCAGUGGAGGAGAGCAAGUGUGCUAGAAUGGCGGGAAGCUUUCGAUAAGUUCUUCCCCCCUCUUGGAACGCUCCCUCCUAUCCAACCACAGAAUUAUGCAACCAUGCAAUCCUGGCUUGACUGGGCAGAUAUGAAGAGGGACAAGCCACGAGACGUGGUCGACGCCAUCCGGGCAAGAUACUUGACUCUCUUCAAUCAAUUGGCCUGGGUCCCCAAACCACACAAUGGCCGCCUCUGGAAGUACACUCUGGACGAUAGCUUCACCAUGUUACCUGCCACUCACCGCUUAACCGCACCGCAAGUCAUUGUCAAACCUGGUGCACGCAUUCCAAGUUGGGAUCCUGCAAACAUCCCCGGGGAAAUUCAUUUAGAGGAGGAGGAGGAGGAGGAGGAGGAGGAUCCACAGCAUCCUGAUUAUGUCCCCGCUGCACAGUGGUCUUACGAUACCACAGCUGCACAACCGGUUCAAAUGAUGAAGCAACGAGUGAGACGUUGGGGUGAGAGACCGGUGAUUCGAGCGAGCGUUCUGCGGUUGUGA
This is a messenger RNA of Suillus plorans, 2733 nucleotides long. RefSeq lists its product as uncharacterized. NCBI's taxonomy places the organism in Eukaryota, Fungi, Basidiomycota, Agaricomycetes, Boletales, Suillaceae. The transcript has 4 exons. The record is from RefSeq and is a predicted model, not a curated record. The coding region runs from base 1 to 2733 and encodes 910 amino acids.